AUGGGCAAGAAUACGGACAAACUCUACAUCACCCACUCCGAGUGGUCGUCCUCGGACGCAUACUCUGCCAGCGCCGGCGCCAAUGUUAACGGACGCUCACGGCCAGGCUCGUUUCGCCGACUUCCCUUCAACUUUUGUGCUGCCAGCCUACAGCCGUUCAAGAACCCCGUAUGUACUAAGGAUGGAACCAUUUUCGAUGUCGAGGUCAUCAGUUCCUGGCUGGACAAACACAACACCAAUCCCGUGAACGGCGAGCCACUUGGCGCCAAAGACCUCAUCAAACUCAACUUCGCCAGAAAUGCGGGAUCCGACUCGAGCAGCGCAGGCCUCAGCGACGGCCAGGGCGAUUUGAUCGACCCUGUUACCUUCAAGGUCUUCACGGACAACACCCACAUCGUAGCGGUUCGGCACGGAAGCUACGCAAACGUUUUUGCUUGGGAAACCGUUGAGCGAAUGAACAUCAAGGCAAAGAACUGGCGAGACCUGGUCGACGACGUGGAGUUCACGAGAGCCGAUAUAAUCACCCUGCAGGAUCCCCAAAACGCCGCCAGCCGGGACUUGAGUCAGUUCAAGUUCUUAAAGGAUGGCGAGGAGGCGAUCCUUACCAAGGAGCAGGAGGAGGAUCGGAAGAACGGCAAUGUCAACAUCGACGCAUUGGGUCGCAUCGGUGACAAGGUUUUGAGGGCGAAGGAGGCCGUCGAGAAGGCUCGCAGGGAACGCGGGGAAGGUGGCGACAUCAAUCGCACGUCCGGCGCCGUUAUCAGGUCAGGAUCCGCGGCACAUCGCAAGUCCAUGAUCAUGGAGAAGAAAGUCCCAUCCAAUGCCGCCGUCUACACAACUGGCAGAGCGGCCGCCAGUUUCACCAGCACAGGACUCACGCCCGAGACGAGCGGUGAAAGAGCACUGCUGACGGAUGAAGAGUACAUGCUCAAGCCGAAGCGAGUCAAGAUUAAGGGCUACGCCCGCAUUGAGACGAACCUCGGCGACCUGAAUAUCGAGCUCUACCCAGAGUAUGCGCCUCGUGCGGUGUGGAAUUUCACGAGACUCGCGCAGAAGGGCUACUACAAAGGCGUCACCUUCCACAGGAACAUCAGAAACUUCAUGCUUCAAGGGGGCGACCCCUCGGGUACGGGCAAAGGUGGGACUAGUAUUUGGGGAAAGAACUUCCAAGACGAGUUCGAUGGACCCUUAACACACGAUGCUCGAGGUAUCAUCAGCAUGGCCAACAAGGGCAAGAACACCAACUCUAGCCAGUUUUUCAUCAUCUACCGGCCAACGAAGCACCUGGACAACAAACACACGGUAUUUGGCAAGGUUGUCGGCGGUCUGGACGUGCUGUCAAAGAUGGAAGAUGUUCCUACCGACGGAUCCGACCGCCCGCUCAACAAGAUUGUGAUGAAGGAAGUGGUAGUAUACUUGGAUCCUUUUGAGGAGUUUUUAAAGGAGAAGAGCGAGACGGAUAAACUAGAAAAGACCAAGCAGGCGAUUGCACUGAGUGGCGGUACAGAAGACGACAAGACAACAUGGACCGGCAAGCGGAUCCGAGCCGACGGGACGAUAGACAACGGAAGCGCAGGCGCCGGUGUGGGCAGGUAUCUCAAGUCGCAGGAGAAGCCCACCACGGCUACGGAUGCAGAUCUUGAUACCUGGGAGGAACCGGCCAAGAAGAAGACCAAGCGUGGCGGCUUCGGUAACUUUGACAACUGGUGA
This is a messenger RNA of Colletotrichum higginsianum IMI 349063, 1710 nucleotides long. Its product is annotated as Peptidyl-prolyl cis-trans isomerase-like 2. Gene Ontology annotation, biological process: protein peptidyl-prolyl isomerization; protein folding; protein polyubiquitination. Gene Ontology annotation, molecular function: ubiquitin-ubiquitin ligase activity; peptidyl-prolyl cis-trans isomerase activity. The transcript has a single exon. The record is from RefSeq and is a predicted model, not a curated record. The coding region runs from base 1 to 1710 and encodes 569 amino acids. Gene Ontology annotation, cellular component: catalytic step 2 spliceosome. NCBI's taxonomy places the organism in Eukaryota, Fungi, Ascomycota, Sordariomycetes, Glomerellales, Glomerellaceae.